CCUUUGCGCGAGGAGUGGGAGGGAGGAGGAGGAGGAAGCGGCUCGCGCUGGCCGGUGCCGCCGCAGCCUCGUUAGGGCUGGAUGGAUCUGUUCGGGGACCUUCCGGAGCCAACUCCUCCGGCAGUGGCAGCUAUAGAGAAAGAGGGACAGAAAGGAUCUUUGCUUUUUGAUGAUCUUCCUCCAGUCAGCAACACUGAUUUGGGGAACAUUUUUAGAUGGAGCAUCUUCAGAAAUACAUCUUAUGGGGGGACGGCCAUUGGUUGCUGGAAUGUUUUGCACAGAGAAGAUCCCAGUUUCUUUUCCAGGGGCAGGAGGUUCUUUGCUAUUUGAUGACCUCCCACCUGCCAGCAGUGACAACUCAGCUUCUCAUCCCACAGAGCAAGUUUCUCUUCCUGUGAGUUAUGGGAAGGGAGAGAAGAGGAAGUCCAGUGAAGGAGAGAAGAAUGGGAGUGAAGAACUUGUGGAAAAGAAAGUUUGUAAAGAUUCUGCAGGUAUUCUUGGUCUGAAGGGUUAUGUGGCAGAGAGGAAAGGUGAGCGAGAAGAGAUGCAAGAUGCCCAUGUCAUUCUCAACGACAUCACAGAAGAGUGCAGCCCCUUGUCCUCUCAAAUAACCCGUGUCUCGUAUUUUGCUGUUUUUGAUGGCCAUGGAGGAGUUAGAGCUUCAACAUACGCUGCACAGAAUCUGCAUCAAAACCUGAUCAGAAAGUUUCCUAAAGGAGAGGUGCCCAGUGUGGAGAAAGCAAUAAGGAGAUGCCUUUUGGACACUUUCAAACACACAGAUGAGGAAUUCCUCAAGCAGGCUUCCAGCCAGAAACCUGCUUGGAAAGAUGGUUCCACGGCAACCUGUGUGCUGGUGAUUGAUAAUACUCUGUACAUUGCCAACCUUGGAGACAGUAGGGCAAUUCUGUGCCGUUACAAUGAAGAGACUCAGAAGCACACAGCUUUAAGUCUUAGUAAAGAACAUAAUCCAACUCAGUAUGAUGAACGGAUGAGGAUCCAAAAGGCUGGAGGCAAUGUCAGAGAAGGACGUGUUCUGGGUGUCCUGGAGGUCUCCCGCUCCAUUGGGGAUGGACAGUACAAGCGAUUUGGGGUUGUCUCUGUGCCGGAUGUCAAACGCUGUCAACUUACACACAAUGACAGAUUUAUCCUAUUGGCCUGUGAUGGUCUCUUUAAAGUCUUUUCACCAGAAGAAGCUGUGAACUUCAUCAUGUGUUGUUUGGAGGACAAACCUAUUCCAGCAAGAGAUGCCAAAUCAACCAUGGAUCUGAGGUAUGAAGCAGCCUGUAACAGGCUGGCCAACAAAGCAGUUCAGCGAGGAUCAGCAGAUAAUGUCACUGUGGUGGUGGUCCGGAUUGAACAAUGAUAGCAAAAUAUUUGCAAGGCAGAUCCGUAGCAGCAUGCAGCGAAUUUAAUAGAACACAUUAGUGUGUUUGUGAAAAUGUGCGCGUGUGUAGGAUUUUAUGGAUUUUCCCCCAUAUGCUUAUUUGUAAAUAAAGGGUUUUUUUUCUAAGCA
Molecule: messenger RNA, 1513 nt
Organism: Candoia aspera
Lineage: Eukaryota; Metazoa; Chordata; Lepidosauria; Squamata; Candoiidae
Gene: ILKAP
Product: ILK associated serine/threonine phosphatase
Exons: 13
Coding region: 170-1363 (397 amino acids)
Biological process (GO): positive regulation of canonical Wnt signaling pathway; peptidyl-threonine dephosphorylation; positive regulation of canonical NF-kappaB signal transduction
Cellular component (GO): cytosol; nucleus
Molecular function (GO): cation binding; protein serine/threonine phosphatase activity
Source: RefSeq, a predicted model, not a curated record